This is a messenger RNA of Lytechinus pictus (painted urchin), 10813 nucleotides long. Its product is annotated as 1-phosphatidylinositol 3-phosphate 5-kinase-like. Lineage: Eukaryota; Metazoa; Echinodermata; Echinoidea; Temnopleuroida; Toxopneustidae. Gene Ontology annotation, cellular component: vesicle membrane; cytoplasmic vesicle. Gene Ontology annotation, biological process: melanosome organization; phagosome-lysosome fusion; regulation of reactive oxygen species biosynthetic process. Gene Ontology annotation, molecular function: ATP binding; 1-phosphatidylinositol-5-kinase activity; 1-phosphatidylinositol-3-phosphate 5-kinase activity. The transcript has 29 exons. The record is from RefSeq and is a predicted model, not a curated record. The coding region runs from base 72 to 5537 and encodes 1821 amino acids.
GUUUUGGAGGGACCUCGGUGAUAAGUCAACCAUCUCCAGGCCUUUCCCAGUCCUUCCCCUGGAGCUACGAGAUGUUGGAGCCUGGUCUAGCCUGUCCAGAUACGACUGGGGACCUGGUCCUGGAAUCCAUUAGGACUGAGGCUAACAAGAUCCUGGUUGCUUUCUUGGAUCAGCAGCUCCAGCAUGAAGGACUAGACCUAAGCUGGGGAGAGAAGAUCCUGCCUCUUGCCAAGAAGAUAUGCUCAAUGGUCAAACCCAAUGUUGCUGAGGGUGAUGUGAUGGAUAUCAGAUACUAUGUCCACAUCAAGAGGGUCCCAGGAGGCAGUAGAUCUGAAUGCUGUUUGGUCAAGGGUGUCAUCUCAACCAAGAAUGUGGCACAUAAGAAGAUGUCACAGAAGCAAAGUAAUCCCCGGAUUCUUCUAUUGCAAGCAGCCAUUGAGCAUCAGAGAGUACAGAAUAAGUUAGCUUCCCUGGAACCUCUUGUUCUACAGGAACAUGAAUACCUCAAGAACUGUGUCUCUAAGAUCGUUGCUCUCCGUCCGACUGUCUUGGUUGUAGAGAAGUCUGUUGCGAGACUCGCUCAAGACUUCUUAUUGGCUUGUGGAAUCAGCCUUGUACUCAAUGUGAAACCUCGUGUGGUGGGUAGGAUAACCCGGCAGACUGAAGGGAGCAGUAUAUCUUCCAUUGAUCAGGUUUCUGCAGCUAAACUAGGCACCUGUCAGAACUUCUAUCUUCAGAGGUACACCCUACCAGGAGGUUUCACAAAGACUUUGAUGUUCUUUGAUGGCUGUCCUGGUCAUCUAGGAUGCUCGGUUUUAUUACGUGGAGGAGGCAUUGCAGAACUCUCUAAGGUGAAGAGAGUGCUGAACCUGAUGGUAUAUGCCGUCUAUCAUUCUCGUCUCGAGACCUCGUACCUCAAGGACGAGUUUGCCAAGCCUCCUCUGACCCCAUCCCCCGCAGGAAGCCCACCAAACUCACCACCAUCACCCAUGGGACAGACACCUGGACGACAAGCUAUGAAGGACACAGGAACCUUCCAUGAAGUCAUCAAAGCUGUCAGGAUUGAACAGGCUUUGAUCAGGAAACCUACAGGAGUGGACAACCCUGCAGGAGAGAGAGAGAAUUGCAUUCCUGUCCUUGCAACCCCUCCAUCCAGUCGGAGAGGAUUCAAAGCCACAGUGCAGAAGCUUCUGAUGGGGAAGGGGAGCGACGGAAGUGAUCAGAGUGGGAGUAGCAGUGCCGCCGGGAGCAGGAGAAGCAGCGAUGGCACGGUGGGUAAUGAUCGGACAGGAGCUCCAGGAGUAGCAGCUAAAGAAAGUAGCAAAGAGAUGCCAGGUGGGGCUGCCAAGCUUCCCAAUGCAAGCACCUAUCCCAGCUUUGAUACAGCAAUAGAAUCUGAAAGCCUGACAGUCGAUGCAGAAGGUACUGGAACACCCAAAAAACAUGAUGACGCUACCGUGGAAGGUAUAUCACAAAUAGGUGCCGACUCAAGUUCUAGCCUCAGUGCAUCAGAAAAUGGGCUUCUCCAAGAAUAUGUCCUUGUUGACGAAAGUAAAAAUGAUCGCGAUGUCAUUUCUCAAAGUGGCUCGAUGGUUGAGAAAGGUGGUGAGAUUAAAGUGAAAGACUAUCAGGUCAAGAAGAUCAGCGGCAAAGAGGAAGAAGAGAACGUCUUCAGCUUUGAUGUGAAUAGCAAUGAUAGUGAAGCUGAGGAAGCUAUGGAAUCACUGGACUCAAUAGACCCGUUAAAAUCAUCCAGUGAAGACAGUCCAUCAGAGAAGGAGGACAGAGAAAGGUUUUCCAGGGCUUUCAACAACACUAUUCUGACAAUCUCACCAUUUCUGGCAUUUCCUGCACCUUACUUUGAAACCGAAGAAGGGAGGCAGUCCCCAAACCGACACUUCUUCCCACAGAAUGUCUUCUGGUCUCCUAAGCUCCAAGACAACCCAGGAGAUAUCUCUCAGGCAGUGGAGGCACACUUGGAAGAUGACGAUCCUAAAGACGAUGUGGUUUACUGGUCGACAGAUCGUUGCACCCACAAGAUCAGCUCCAUGAGCAUAGCACAUCCCCACCCAUUUACUUUCCUGCAGCUGACUGAAGACUUCUGGUCAGAAUCCACCAGGACUCUUCUCGCUGACUUCCGUGCACGUGGAGGGCGCUACAUCCCAAAGGACCAAGGUUCUUCCCACAUCCUUUCUCAGAAAUCCCUCAUGAUUCCUCACGAACACAAACCAAAGCAACAACAGAACGCAAACCAGCAAUACCUGCUAGCCAGGAAAGGCAACAAUGACACCCAAGAACAUCAGUCUAGACACCCUGUCUAUGACUGUCUUGACCCCUACCAUCAUCAGAAGAUUCUUCUUCAGUUCAGCAGCUACUCACAUCACUCGGGAAACAUGCCAGGUCACUGUAUCCACCCUUGGAUGGUUACCAUGGAAUUCUAUGGCUAUAACGAUAUCACCUUAGGCAUGUUCCUUGAUAGAUAUUGCUUUAGUGCCAACUACCUGUGUCCUAGCGAGACCUGUGACACCCUGAUGGCUAAUCAUGUCAGGAGGUUCGUUCACGGUAAUGCAUCAAUCCAAGUCCUUCAGAGACAGCUAGAUAGUCCUGUUCCAGGGUACAAGAACAAGGUCCUCAUGUGGAGCUGGUGUCGAAGAUGUAAACAGGUAACGCCUGUUCAGCCCAUGUCUCGGGACACCUGGCACAUGUCAUUUGCGAAGUACCUCGAGAUACACUUCUAUGGGAAGGAUUAUGGUCGCCAUGGUAGCUCGUCUCCAUGCUGCCACUCUCUACAUCAUCAUCACUAUCAAUACUUUGGACAGCACAACAUGGUUGCAUCGUUCAAAUUCAGUCCCAUAAUUUUAAGAGAGAUAGCUUUCCCGCCUCUUCCGAUCAUGAUAGACCAGCCGUUCAGAGCUCAUAAAAGCUACUUGGAGGAGAGCAAAAGUCUUGUCAUCAGAGGGAAUCAGGUGUUCCGUGGUAUUUUUGGUAACAUAUCAAGUCUAACGGUUGGCAAACCAAGUCAACUUCUUGAGCAGAAAGAGCAAGAGUUCACCAGUCAAUAUGAAAUGGAUUGCAAUCGCUUCAAGCAGAACAUGGAUGAAGUGGAAGCAAAAGUGAUGUAUGUGGAAAAGUGGAAAGCCAGCCCUGACAAGAAAAAAGAUAGCAGUGGGAACGACUGGAGCGAUUUCUGUCUCGAGGACCAGUUACUUGACAUUGAAGACUCCAUCGUCAUUGCUAAGAGAUGCUUGGCGGAAAUCAACUUUGCCUGGAAUACAAGAUUCCAUGAUUUUCUCCAGCAGGAAAAGGAGUUGGAGAAAACAAGGAAGAGCUUAGGCCGCAAGGUAUCCGGUGAUGUAGAUACCCCAACGCCAACAAAACUGGAGUCUAAAACUGCUUUUCCUUUUGGACUAACACCCCCACUAACACCCAUGCUUACAAUGGAACAGUCCAGUCCUGUGUUCAUCAGCCCACCUCAGCUGACCCCUUCCAUUACCAAGACAGGGGGGUUAGCCAUCAAACACUUGGAAACACUCCACGAAAGAAAGAGGGAGGAGCUACAGGGUCGCCAGAGAGAUGAUAGUGAUGUCUCAAUGCUCGGUGACAUUUCUUUGACCUCCGAUAAGGCGGCCAGGUAUUUUGAUUAUGGUAUCUCACCGGGCCUGGUUGCUGGCCUGGAAUAUAAGCCAAGUAACCAUAUGGAUUCUCCACCACAACAUGCUAAUGAUAACCUCGAGCCAUCGGUCCGAGGAUCUGUGAACUUCAGCCAAGGAUCCCCACAGACAGGACCUAGACUUGGUCCAGUUCCAGGACCAGCGCCUUCAGUAGCCCCCAACAACAAAAGAGACGUCGAGAAGAGUUGCGAGACCGUUUAUUCAAGCAGCCAGCAGGCUGCCAAGAGCUUCGUCGUUCAGGAUGAUAGCUCUCGACUGAAGGAAGAGAUGAAAGACGAGGGGAAGGACAGAGAGAAGGAUACAGGGAUGGAGGAUAGUGAGAAGGGCAUCCCCUGUUCUACUGCUGCAGCUGAGGAGCCAGUGACCUCUGUGGCAUCGUCCUUCACCCAAUCCUUAGAUGUGGUUGAUGGUAGGAGUCCGGCUAAGACCAAGCCAGGAGCUGUCAAAGGUUUUCUCAAUCAGUUCUUGCAACCCACUGGAUCCACCCAGAUAGAAACACCUUUCCCAGCCGAUGAGCAUCAUACUCUCCCACCGUGCAGUGUCAUACCAAUCAUAGUCUAUGACAAGGAGCCUAGUUCCAUCAUUGCCUAUGCACUCAGCUCAGAACAAUACAAGACCAAGCUAUACGAGGUACAGCAGUCCCGCUGCGGCUCUGGACGAUUGUCCCCAGGAGGAACAUCGUUAGGGUCAGCCCAGGGGAACAGUAACCCCGAGUCAGGACAGAGCAGUCCUCAUACCAGAAGAAAGGCUGCAGGGGAUGGAAGGAUGGGAGGAGGACCUGAGACCAAAGAUCUGUCACGUAAGAUUGGACAGUUAAAACGUCGCAUCAGUCAAGGGGUGAUGAUGUUCCAACGGACGAAGACACUGAAUGUGGGCGGGGCAAACCAGGGUGCCUCUAAAGAUGGCGGACCCUCUAUCACCAUAGACGCUGAAGACAAUGACUCACAAGAGAGGCUAAACCCAGAUGACAGGCUGGAUGAUCUACCCUUGCCUCAUAUAGAACUACAAUUCUCUGAUGAGACAAGUACACAGUUCUUCUGUGGUGUUUAUUUUGCUGCUCAAUUCCAGGAGCUACGGAAGAUCAUCUUCCCGGUCGGUGAGGACGUCUUCAUCCGGUCUUUGUCUCGUUGCAUGCAGUGGGUGGCUAGAGGGGGCAAAUCAGGGUCAAAGUUCAUGAAGACCAUGGAUGAUCGGUUGAUUCUAAAACAAAUGUCCAAGUCUGAAGCCCAUUCAUUCCUCAAUUUUGCACCACAUUACUUCCAAUACAUCCAGAAAGCUCAUGAAAAUAAUAAACCUACAGCUUUGACAAAGAUCCUUGGCUUUUACAAGGUGGGCUUCCAGAAUCCUGUCACCAACACUGCCCAGAAACUGGAUCUCCUAGUCCAGGAGAACCUGUUCUACAAACGUAGGAUAGCCCAGGUCUUUGAUCUGAAAGGAUCUGUGAGGAACCGACAUGUCAAGACUUCUGGGGUCCAGACGCAGGACUUGGUUCUUUUGGAUGAGAACUUACUCAAACACAUUGUAGAUUCGCCUCUAUACAUUCGAAUGCAUAGCAAGACAGCCUUAGCGAUGGCAAUCAAAGCGGAUACAGAAUUCCUUUCCUCCCAUCUGGUUAUGGAUUACUCCUUACUUGUAGGUCUUGAUGAAAACACAAAGGAACUGGUCAUUGGCAUCAUCGACUUUAUCAGGACUUUUACUUGGGAUAAAAAGUUGGAAACAUUUGUCAAAUCGACAUCAGGAAAGAUGCCUACGGUUGUUUCGCCCGAGAUCUACAGGAACCGUUUCUUGGAAGCCAUGGACAAGUACUUUCUUUUGGUUCCCGAUCGCUGGACAGGUCUUGGUCAAGAUGCUUACAGUAACAGCUGAUAUCAUUUCCCAUGAGCAUUCUGCAUACAGCUUUCAUACAUCACCUAAUGUGAUCUGGGUCAAGAUCUUUACAGGACCAGCUGAUAGAUCCGAGCAGAGUACGAAAUGUGACAUGAAGUAUUUCAUGAGUUUCAUGAGAGCAUUCUGUAGAUAGCUUUGAUAUAUCACCUAUGGACAGAUUCAUUUUAUAAUGGUUCUAGAUUUUAGAGUGGUGUGGGGUCAAGAUGCUUACAGUACAAGCUAAUAAAUCUAAGAAGAGUAUGAAAUGUGACGUGAAAUAUAAUUUCGUGUGAGCAUUCUGCGGACAGCUUUUGUUGUGUGAACAAUUAAAUCAUAGAUUUUUAUUAAGAGCUGAUAAAUCUGAGCAGAGUACGAAAUAUUACAUGAAGUAUCACUUUGUUUCAGCUCAGUAGAGAUGGCUUUUUGCACGAAUAAACCAGUUGUUUGAAUGACUGCUAGAGUGGUCUUGUACAAGAUGCUAUCACUAAUACCUGAAAAGAUUCACAAGUCUGUAUACUAGAGUGUUCAAAUAUGAUAAAAUGUAAUAUGGGCUGUUAUUUCAUGUGAGUUUUCUGCAUACUGCCUUUAUAAGCCAAGCAUGAACAGAUGAUAUUGUAAUGGUUCAAAAUUAUUUGACUGGUAUGGCUCAGAAUGUGCAUUAUUUGUAGUUACACUGGAAGCGAUAUAUGCUCUUAGGUGAUUAUGUGUAGUGAAAUAUAUUAUAUCACAAGCUUGAGUUUUAGUCACAAUCACUGUGAAAAAGCCUCAAUUUUCCAUCAACUAUCCUGUGAAAUUCUUGAGAAGUAAACACUUUUUGUAUUAAUAAUAAUUAUGAUGAUAAUAAUUCAAUAUUUAUAUGGCACCUUUAGAAAUUUCUCUAAUCUCUUUACAAUACAAAACCUAACUACUUGACUUAAUCAACUUAACUCAAUUUAUACUUAUCUAACUGAACUAAUUUGAAUAACUUGACAACCAAUGUAAUAACCUUAAAUAACUUAAAUAAAAACUUAACUACGGACAAAUUAACUGUGAAAAUCAGGAAGAGAUACAUCUGAAGUGCUACUUUAUAGGAACUGAGAAAGGAAUGAGAUGUUAAGGAGAAGUGAGUUCCAUGAUUAUAAAUGAUAAAUGUCACAAUGACAGUAACAAACUUGUGAUAUUAUCUUUCAAUAAUAUUACUAUAAUGUAUAUCUAUGAAGUGGUUGCUCUAGCACAAGGAUGUUAUAGUAUGCCAAAGGUUUUUAUGCAGCUCAAAUUUUCAAAAAUCAAAUCAUGCAGCUUUGUAAUGAGAUAUAUACUAUAGUUAGUAAGAUUUGCUUCAUUUAUUCGUGAUAUUUUUUCUCCUUUGGGGAUUAGUUUAGAUGACAAAGAUUUUUUUAUGUAUGGCAUAUAUUCUUUUAAAGAUCACCUUGCUGAACGAUAUAUGUUUUGAAAUCAACAAGUACCACUAUUUUGUUGACACAAUUUUUUUAGUUUGAUUUUCUGAAAUGGUUUCUGUUCCAUUAUUUUAUCUCAUUUUUAAAACUAUAUUUAUUGACCAAUGAGAAGGAAGAUCUAUGUGUUUAGCCCUAUGUUAGUGGUGCUAAUAAUGCAGUGUCAUUUUAUGCCCUUGAUCUUGGUUCAUCUUAUAAAAAAUGUACAUACUAUUUGUGAUAUUUUAUUUUCAAACUUCCACUUUGUCUAAACCCACUUCUAGAACUUUAUCACAACGUUUUCUCAACCCCGUUCUAUGAUUUUUCCUUCCCUCACACGCCCGGCUAAGGAAACGCUUGCUUUCGUCACACAAAAUUCAGUAAUCCCGGACUAGUGGUAGCCAUUCAUUAGCGCUUAUCUCUGAAUGGACAACAGCGCGGGUUCCAUUGCCCCUAGGGCAUACAUCAAGCACCUUCCUUGGCUUGGCUUGGUUUCUUGAGCAAUUGCUGGGCUCACUCUGCUAAUUUGCAGGGCCGAAUAAUCCUGAGUUAUAAGUGGGGUUAGCUCACUUUGUGAAAUGAUGUGAGAAAAGAAAGUGGGCUAUGCUUAGCCAUUAUAUAGGUGGGGCUUCUUGCCAUUUGCCCCCCCCCCCCUAUAUUACAUGGUUAAGGAAAAUUGUACCUGUGAGAAAAGCAUGGUCUAAUCGCUUAUCCCAGCUCAUCUACAAAAGUUCAUCUACUAACUGUUUGGUCUUAUUUCUAUUUUGCCCAUUUACUUUCGUCCGAGUGAAAGUCAGACCAAACGGUUAUAAGACCAAUUGAAAAGUGGACCAAGUGGGUUUAGCCAUGAUGAUGUUGGAUGAUCUGAGCAUUAGACCAUCUGCUAGUAGACCAACUGCUAGUAGACCAAGUGGGUUUAGCCAUGAUGGUGUUGGAUUGUCUGAGAAUAUAGACCAUCUGCUAGUAGACCAAGUGGGUUUAGCCAUGAUGGUGUUGGAUGAUCUGAGAAUUAGACCAUCUGCUAGUAGACCAAGUGGGUUAAGCCAUGAUGGUGUUGGAUUAUCUGAGAAUUAGACCAUCUGCUAGUAAACCAAGUGGGUUUAGCCAUGAUGGUGUUGGAUAAUCUGAGAAUAAGACCAUCUGCUAGUAGACCAAAUGGGUUUAGCCAUGAUGGUGUUGGAUGAUCUGAGAAUUAGACCAUCUGCUAGUAGACCAAGUGGGUUUAGCCAUGAUGGUGUUGGAUGAUCUGAGAAUUAGACCAUCUGCUAGUAGACCAAGUGGGUUAAGCCAUGAUGGUGUUGGAUAAUCUGAGAAUUAGACCAUCUGCUAGUGGACCAAGUGGGUUUAGCCAUGAUGGUGUUGGAUGAUCUGAGAAUAAGACCAUCUGCUAGUAGACCAAUUGGGUUUAGCCAUGAUGGCGUUGAAUAAUCUGAGAAUUAGACCAUCUGCUAGUGGACCAAGUGGGUUUAGCCUAGAUGGUGUUGGAUGAUCUAGGAAUUAGACCAUCUGCUAGUAGACCAAGUGGGUUUAGCCAUGAUGGUUUUGGAUGAUCUGAGAAUUAGACCAUCUGCUAGUAGACCAAGUGGGUUAAGCCAUGAUGGUGUUAGAUGAUCUGAGAAUUAGACCAUCUGCUAGUUGACCAAGUGGGUUUAGCCAUAAUGGUGUUGGAUUAUCUGAGAAUUAGACCAUCUGCUAGUAAACCAAGUGGGUUUAGCCAUGAUGGUGUUGGAGGAUCUGAGAAUUAGACCAUCUGCUAGUGGACCAAGUGGGUUUAGCCAUGAUGGUGUUGGAUGAUCUGGGAAUUGACCAUCUGCUAGUAAACCAAGUGGGUUAAGCCAUGAUGGUGUUGGAUUAUCUGAGAAUUAGACCAUCUGCUAGUAGACCAAGUGGGAUUACCCAUGAUUGUGUUAGAUGAUCUGAGAAUAAGACCAUCUGCUAGUGGACCAAGUGGGUUUAGCCAUGAUGGUGUUGGAUGAUCUGAGAAUAAGACCAUCUGCUAGUAGACCAAGUGGGAUUACCCAUGAUUGUGUUAGAUGAUCUGAGAAUUAGACCAUCUGCUAGUGGACCAAGUGGGUUUAGCCAUGAUGGUGUUGGAUGAUCUGGGAAUUGACCAUCUGCUAGUAGACCAAGUGUGUUCAGCCAUGAUGGUGUUGGAUGAUCUGAGAAUUAGACCAUCUGCUAGUAGACCAAGUGGGUUUAGCCAUGAUGGUGUUGGAUGAUCUGGGAAUUAGACCAUCCUCUAGUAGACCAAGUGGGUUUAGCCAUGAUGGUGUUGGAUUGUCUGAGAAUUAGACCAUCUGCUAGUAGACCAAGUGGGUUUAGCCAUGAUAGUGUUGAAUGAUCUGAGAAUUAGACUUCUAGCAGACCAAGUGGAUGCAAUUUAUUUAUAAUGGUGCACUAUUAGACCUAGUCCAUGCAGAACACUACUGUUACAAUUUCCCUGGUAGAGUGUUUGGCUGAGUAUAUAUGUUUUAUGUACCUCUAUCCUAUUUUUGUCAAAUAUUGCUUUGAAACUCAGGAAAGGGUAGAAAAUUUGUGUUUUUCAACAGUAUAUUUUUCAACUUUCACUGCAUGGUAAUAUGGCUUCUUCUAAACCAUCAGUGCAAUAAUUAUCAAAUUUUCAAAUUUGCUCAAUUUGCUUAUUACAUAACUUACAGAGUCAUUUGAUUUUUAAACCUGAAUUUUACCUUUUUAUUUUUUCAUUAGCAAUUUAGAAUAUACUCUUUAUUGAAUGCAUUUUAUAAUUAGAUAAACUUACGACCAGCAAGUUUUAAUUCCAAUUGAAAAUUGUAUGUAUUUACAUCGUGUGCAAUAUUGUAAAUUGUGGAACAAAGAAAAGAUACUGUAUUGAUUUCCGAAAUGAAUUAGAUGUAUUUUCCCCUGCAAAGUAACUUAUCAUCAGUUUGAAUUGUUUUGUUUUACUUUUUACACUUUUAGAGUUUAAGUAUGUAAUAAUUGAUAAAGAAUUCAACUUAUAAUGGCACCUUAAAUAAAAUGCAUAACCAUUUUCAAUUGUGCAGAUAUUGUUCAGGUGUCUAUAGCAAGACAAAGUCAACCUAUUUUUCAUGUAUUAUUGAUCAUUUUGAAUAUCUACAAUGUGAGGAUAUUGAAUUGAAAUAAUGUAAAAUUAUAGACAAUUUUUUUUUUAUUUGAGUUGAGGCACAUGCAGUUUCUUGUCAUUUUGGGAGGGGCUCCACAAACCUCCACUUCUAUCAUAGUUUAAGAAAAGAAAGCACUUCGGCAAAGUAUGUCAAACCUCUUUUAAUUGAACCAGAAAUAAAGAAUGAAACAUAUUGAUAUUGCAUAAUUGAAAUAAGAAAAGUGAAAAUUGAUAGAUUUGACUAAGCUGAGUCACAGGUCAGAAAAAAAAAGAAUUCUGUACCGUUUCAUCACAAUCGAACUUUGUACCAAACUGAUUCUUUACAAAUUUGGUUUUAUAUAUUUUCCUGAAAUGGCUUAUUUGUAUUUCUAUAUCUUUUGAUAAGUACGGGGAUCUGAACAUCUAUUUUACAAGAAAAAAAUAAUGCAUUUGAUAGUUUAUGGUUGAAGCAGAAAUUAGAUAAUAAUAUUACCAAAACCAAUAAACAUGUUCUUCUUGAAAAGGUUAAGAGAUUGAAUAGAUUCAUCCUAAUUUGAUUGAAGUGUCACAGAAAUACACAAAUAAAAUUAAUUGUAUAACAUGCAGUAUUGAAAAAAACAAAGAUUAAUAGUAUGGAUUCAUUGUUGCGAGGAUUGAAGAAAUAAAAGCUCUAUUUCCACUGUAUGUACAUUUCAAGCACGUCUGAAGAAAUAAUGCAAGAACUAUAUGAAAAAAUAGAAUAUGUUAGCAUUAUUUUUGUAAUAAAAAUCAAAGAAUGAAAAUCA